Molecule: messenger RNA, 3505 nt
Organism: Macaca mulatta (Rhesus monkey)
Lineage: Eukaryota; Metazoa; Chordata; Mammalia; Primates; Cercopithecidae
Gene: SNCA
Product: synuclein alpha
Biological process (GO): synapse organization; synaptic vesicle endocytosis; regulation of dopamine secretion
Cellular component (GO): neuronal cell body; axon terminus; cytoplasm
Molecular function (GO): cuprous ion binding
Source: RefSeq, a predicted model, not a curated record
ACCCGCGGGACCCUUUCGAGCUCGACCUGGAUUAAGAGCAAACGAAAAUCUUGAGGAUAUUUGAACUAAAGCGACCCUUAACGUAGCCUGUGACCGUGAUUAAAUGUCAGCGAUGCGAGGGCAAAGUGCUCUCGGCGGUGCGGUGUGAGCCACCUCCCUGCGCUGCCUGUCUCCCCAAAGGAUAGGCUCUGCUCUGGGUGGUCGACCCUCAGGCCCUCAGCUCUCCCAGGUCGACUCUGACGAGGGGUAGGGGGUGGUCCCAGGGAGGACCCGGAGGAAAGGCGGGGACAGGAAGGGAGGGGAAUGGGAAAGAGGGAGAGUCGUCAGCCCAAGCCCAACCGCUCCCAAUCGCCACAAGAGUGCCCGUGACCCUGAACUUGAGGUGAGGCGCAAAAGCGCCCCCACUUUCCCGCCUUGCGCGGCCAGGCAGGCGGCUGGAAUUGGUGGUUCACCCUGCGCCCCCUGCCCCAUCCCCAUCCGAGAUAGGCAACGAAGAGCACGCUGCAGGGAAAGCAGCGAGCGCUGGGAGGGGAGCGUGGAGAGGCGCUGACAAAUCAGCGGUGGGGGCGGAGAGCCGAGGAGAAGGAGAAGGAGGAGGACGAGGAGGAGGAGGACGGCGACGACCAGAAGGGGCCCGAGAGAGGGGGCGAGCGACCGAGCGCCGCGACGCGGGAGUGAGGUGCGUGCGGGCUGCAGCGCAGACCCCGGCCCGGCCCCUCCGAGAGCGUCCUGAGCGCUCCCUCACGCCUUCCCUUCAAACCUUCUGCCUUUUUCUCCAUCCUCGUGAGCGGAGAACUGGGAGUGGCCAUUCGACGACAGUGUGGUGUAAAGGAAUUCAUUAGCCAUGGAUGUAUUCAUGAAAGGACUUUCAAAGGCCAAGGAGGGAGUUGUGGCUGCUGCUGAGAAAACCAAACAGGGUGUGGCAGAAGCAGCAGGAAAGACAAAAGAGGGUGUUCUCUAUGUAGGCUCCAAAACCAAGGAGGGAGUGGUGCACGGUGUGGCAACAGUGGCUGAGAAGACCAAAGAGCAAGUGACAAAUGUUGGAGGAGCGGUGGUGACGGGUGUGACAGCAGUAGCCCAGAAGACAGUGGAGGGAGCAGGGAGCAUUGCAGCAGCCACUGGCUUCAUCAAAAAGGACCAGUUGGGCAAGAAUGAAGAAGGAGCCCCACAGGAAGGAAUUCUACAAGAUAUGCCUGUGGAUCCUGACAAUGAGGCUUAUGAAAUGCCUUCUGAGGAAGGGUAUCAAGACUACGAACCUGAAGCCUAAGAAAUAUCUUUGCUCCCAGUUUCUUGAGAUCUGCUGACAGACGUUCCAUCUUGUACAAGUGCUCAGUUCCAAUGUGCCCAGUCAUGACAUUUCUCAAAGUUUUUACAGUAUAUUUUGAAGUCUUCCAUCAGCAGUGAUUGAAGUAUCUGUACCUGCCCCCAUUCAGCAUUUCGGUGCUUCCCUUUCACUGAAGUGAAUACAUGGUAGCAGGGUCUUUGUGUGCUGUGGAUUUUGUGGCUUCAAUCUAUGAUGUUAAAACAAUUUAAAAACACCUAAGUGACUACCACUUAUUUCUAAAUCCUCACUAUUUUUUUGUUGCUGUUGUUCAGAAGUUGUUAGUGAUUUGCUAUCGUAUAUUAUAAGAUUUUUAGGUGUCUUUUAAUGAUACUGUCUAAGAAUAAUGAUGUAUUGUGAAAUUUGUUAAUAUAUAUAAUACUUAAAAAUAUGUGAGCAUGAAACUAUGCACCUAUAAAUACUAACUAUGAAAUUUUACCGUUUUGUGAUGUGUUUUAUUAACUUGUGUUUGUAUAUAAAUGGUGAGAAUUAAAAUAAAAUGUCGUCUCAUUGCAAACAAAAUUUUAUUUUUAUCCCAUCUCACUUUAAUAAUAAAAAUCUUGCUUAUAAGCAACAUGCAUUGAGAACUGACACAAUGGACAUAAAGUUAUUAAUAGGCAUUUGAAGAAGGAGGAAUUUUAGAAGAGGUAGAGAAAAUGGAACAUUAACCCUACACUGGGAAUUCCCUGAAGCAGCACUGCCAGAAGUGUGUUUUGUGGUGCCUUAAGUGGCUGUGAUUAAAAAAAAAAAAGUGGGCUCCAGGGAACGAAGCAGUGUAAAAGAUGAUUUUGACUACAUCCUCCUUAGAGAUCCAUGAGACACUUUAGCACAUAUUAGCACAUUCAAGGCUCUGAGACAAUGUGGUUAACUUAGUUUAACUCAGCAGUCCCCACUUAAAAAAAAAAAAUCAUCAAAAAUUCUCUCUCUCUAUUCCUUUUUCUCUCGCUCCCCUUUUUUCCAGGAAAUGCCUUUAAACACCUUUGGGAACUAUCAGGAUCACGUUAAAGAAGAUCAGUUCUCCAGACUGAUAAAAAUUUCAUGAUCUCUUUUAAAUGUUGCCAAAUAUAUGAAUUCUAGGAUUUUUCCUUGGGAAAGGUUUUUCUCUUUCAGGGAAGAUCUAUUAACUCCCCAUGGGUGCUGAAAAUAAACUUGAUGGUGAAAAAUUCUAUAUAAAUUAAUUUAAAAUUUUUUUGGUUUCUCUUUUUAAUUAUUCUGGGGCAUAGUCAUUUUUAAAAGUCACUAGUAGAAAGUAUAAUUUCAAGACAGAAUAUUCUAGACAUGCUAGCAGUUUAUAUGUAUUCAUGAGUAAUGUGAUAUAUAUUGGGCACUGGUGAGGCAGGAAGGAGGAAUGAGUGACUAUAAGGAUGGUUACCAUAGAAACUUCCUUUUUUACCUAAUUGAAAAGCGACUACUACAGAGUGCUAAGCUGCAUGUGUCAUCUUACACUGGAGAGAAAUGGUAAGUUUCUUGUUUUAUUUAAGUUAUGUUUAAGCAGGGAAAGGAUUUUUUAUUGAACAGUAUAUUUCAGGAAGGUUAGAAAAUAGCUGUUAGGAUAUAUUUUAAAUCUACCUAAAGCAGCAUAUUUUAAAAAAUUAGAAGUAUUGGCAUUAAAUGAAGAAAUAGAGGACAAAACUAGACUGACAGCAAUGACCCAGAACAUUUUGAGAUUAGUAAAGUUGUGACCAUGAAUUUAGGGAUUUAUGUGGAUACAAAUUCUCCUUUAAAGUGUUUCUUCCCUUAAUAUUUAUCUGGUAGUUAUUUAUGAGCAGUGAAUUAUUUUGUAGUUUAUAUAUCUUAAUAGUUUAUUUGGGACCAAGCACUUAACAAAAAGUUCUAUAAGUCAUAGAAGCCUUUUCAGGAAGCUUGUCUCACAUUCAUUCCUGAGACUUUCACCUGCCAAGCGGCCUGAGGAUCAAUCCGGUCCUAGGUUUAUUUUGCAGACAUACAUUCUCCCAAGUUAUUCAGCCUCAUAUGACUCCACAGUGGGCUUUACCAAAACAGUUCAGAGUGCACUUUGGCACACAAUUGGGAGCAGAACAAUCUAAUGUGUGGUUUGGUAUUCCAAGUGGGGUCUUUUUCAGAAUCUCUCCACUAGUGUGAGAUGCAAAUAUGUUUCCUCAUUUUUCUGGUUCAUCCAGUAUGUAGCUUUUUGUGACAUAAUAAAUAUAUACAUAUAUGAAAAUA